UUUGUACAUGGAUUGGUGAAUGGAAGGAAUAUGAAAACACCAUGCAUUAGAGUGUUGCUGGUCUUCUGAAGUGAUCAACCAUAUUCCCUUAAAGUGGUCUUCUGAGUUAUAACACAGGUGUGUGAUGUAAAAGCAGUGGGCAGUCCUUGGGCCCUCCCCCACACUAUUGUAACGUCAUGUGCCAGUAUGAAUAUUAACGCAGAAACACAUACUUCAGUACUCAGCAACCAAAGGAGAAGCUAAACACUGAGAACAAAUGACUGGACUGCUUGCAAAACUUUGGGCAGCUAACUUCUUCUCCUUCCCUGCUAUUGUGAAACAGCUGGAAGAGCAGAUCUGAAGCAGCAUUUUUUGUGGAUAUUUUUUCUUUAAUUAUUCCCCUUUGUUUUGGGUUUCAGACUCUCAAACUGCACUGACCGUAAGCACUGGACAGCAAUAUGUGUCAUGUCAUUGUAACUUGUCGCUCAAUGCUGUGGACGCUCCUGAGUAUUGUCGUGGCUUUUGCAGAGCUCAUAGCUUUCAUGAGUGCAGAUUGGCUAAUUGGCAAAGCCAAACCUGUGAGCUCCGAAGAUAUAGACAACAGGACAGGAGGCUCACAGGAGCCUUACCAUCCAACUUUGGGCAUCUAUGGGCGUUGCACCAGAAUCUCUCACAUGCAGGUUUCCAGACGAGACACACUUUGUGGGCCCUAUGCAGAGAACUUUAACGAGAUUGCCAGUGGGUUCUGGCAGGCUACUGCUAUUUUUCUAGCUGUGGGGAUCAUGAUUCUCUGUGCUGUGGCAUUUGUGUCUGUCUUUACUAUGUGUGUGCAGAGUGUAAUGAAGAAAAGUAUUUUUAAUGUCUGUGGGCUGCUACAAGGGAUUGCAGGCCUUUUCCUUAUCUUAGGCUUGAUGCUGUACCCUGCAGGCUGGGGCUGCCAGAAGGCAAUAAGCUAUUGUGGACAUUAUGCUUCUGCUUAUAAACUAGGAGACUGCUCAUUGGGCUGGGCCUUCUACACAGCUAUCGGUGGCACUGGUCUGACAUUCAUCUGUGCCGUCUUCUCAGCGCAAGCAGAAAUUGCAACAUCUAGUGACAAAGUGCAAGAAGAAAUCGAAGAGGGGAAAAACCUUAUCUGCCUCCUUUGAAUACAAUGGAAAAAAGAGCAAUCAGUAUCUAUUUUGCUUUUAAAUGAUUUGAUAAAAGGAUCCAUAUCCUGUGAUUUAGCCUUAUGCAGUCUAGCCUUGAACUACUGAAGCAACGUUCUAUCGCUUGCUGGGCGAUGAGGACCAGAGAAAGGAGGCUCUCAAGCAAAGAGUGUGUACAUAUGUGGGAAUUUUUGGUGUGACUACAUUGUCAGGACUCAGCAGAAUAUACAACUUGAGAGCGAGGUGGGGGAGUGUAUGUAGUGAACAAAUGUAAGAUGCCUGACAAUUUCUGAUUUGAUCAGAUUGCAUUCUCCACCUUGGUCACGUUGAAGGAUCUGCAUUAAAAUAAUAAAAGCCAGCACAUUUCUACUAUGUACAGGACUAGCCUAUUUAAUUAGGUUUUGUUUUCAAGGGCUUUAAUCACUUGUGAACAUGUGCCAUCUGGUUUGGUACUAUAGUUAAUAUUGUGGUGCUUGUUGGAUGAGUUUUAAAAUUACUUAAAGCACAACUUGGUUGUUUUUUUGUUUUUGAUAAUUAAAUGCAUGACAAAGAACAGGGUUGACAUUAAGACCUUUCUAAAAGUGGUAUAAACUGUAAAGAAAGUGAGGCAGGGGCUCAUAUUAUUUAGUUUGUUCUGGCAUGAAAUAUCAGUAACAAGUGGUAGAUACAUUAUAUUUUAGCAGCUGGAUUUGAAGUUAAAUUAUUUUUGUUUCAUAGCAGAGCCAGGGGAACUGUUGUUAUGCUGGAGUUUACCUAUAUAUAAUAAAAAUGGUAGAAGUAAUGCUUUAGUAUCUAAAUGUGUGAAACACUGAACCUUGGAUACAAAAAUGGUGUCUUUACUAGAAAUCCCAGGAAGCCUCAAUAUUUAGGAAAAACACUAUAUUCUCUCUGCAGCAAAAUUGACAGUGUUAUUUUGUGAAUGCCAACAAGUGCCUCACUCUUCAGUAAAAAUAUGAACUGUAUGUUGGGUUUACAGUUACAGUAUUUCUCUGGUUGCCAAAAGAAACCUCAUUCUCAGUCCACAGUCCAGUGUCUUGUGUCUGAGAGCCAGUUUGGUCUGUAAUAGAUGUUCACCCUACAGGAGGCAAUGCCAAAUUCUAAAUGUUUGUGGGAAAACCUUUUCCCACUCUUUUUAACCACAUUUGGUAUGGAUCCAUUUCCAGCACAUCAGCAGAAGUAGAAAUAUGACUUGCCACGAGUGACAUUCCUUUCCAAAACGCGUUCAGUUCAGUCAUAUUACUUGGGUUGUUUCUCCAGUUACUGGAAUUAUCCUUGAGAGCAGAUAAAAGGAUAUUAGAAGAAAGAAUACUGUACUGCCUUGGGGAUGCAUGAGCACAAUUGAGGGUUUAAUAGAUAACUAUUCACUUGACAUUUGAUUGGAAAUUUUAAUUUUAAAACUGUUCAUUUCAUGGUGGUGGUGAAAUACUAGCAGGCACUGAAGGCUGAGCCUAUUGUUAAAAAGCUGCACUGAACCACCAGCUGUGUCUGCAACUUUAUCCAUUUGUUAAAAAUCAAAUAACUUCUGCAGACAGAGAAUAUGAUAACCCUCUGGAUUGCAUGAGUGAUUUAUUGUAGAGAACAGCAAAAUAAUAUUGGAAUGUGUGAAGGUUUUGUGUUCUUAUUUUUGCUGCAUCUCUCCUGACCUAGAGCUGAGGGAAAUGCAGCUUGCAUUAACUAUGUUCAGUCUUACUAAUGUUAGACCAUUAAAUGUAAAAGGUUUCUUUGGAGCACAUGUGGUCCUUACGCUUUUUGAAUUCGUUAUCUGCUCCUGUGAAGUCUCCUUCCCAGGACCACUUCUUCAGAAAUUACCGAUCUGUGUGAGAGAGUCUAGUGAGGGUCCAGGCUUCAACUCUAAAGUUUUAAAAAGACAAUGUCUCUCUAAUCAGUUAAAUCAAUUAAUUUUCGUUUUAAAGUGGAAUAAUUUUGUUCUGGUCUGUUCCUGAUAAACCAGACCUGUUACUUUGGACCCAUUAAAUUGAUUGAUUCUGGAGCACUAUUAUAACCUAUGUGCUGAAGUAGCAGCCCCGGCCCCGGCCCCUGGAGUGCCAUUUCUGAAGUGUCAGAGUCCCUGUUUCUCUGUAAAUACAAAUCCAAGCCCCCUACACAACCGUGCUGCUGACACCUCUGUUCUCCUGUGUACAUUCCCAAUGUCAAGGCAGAAUCAUGUGGAGGGUGUUAUGCUAGCCACAGGGCAAAACUGCCCCCUUGGUAAUUUUUAUAAUUUUCUUUUUCACCAUUGCAUUGUGAGAACCCAGCCCUUCCUCUUGUUAACCCAGAAUUCACACUUGAGAACCCCAUGUUUCCCCCCUCCCAAUCCCAUUGCACUCUUAUACAAAACGGGUAACUCAGUUUUCUUUUAAAUAUUUAACAUAAAAUAAAGCUAUGGGCUGGAACCAUUUAUGUCAAGUGUCUGCACAGAACAAGUUUUCUUUUUAAACAAAUUGUAACCACUUGCAAAAAUUGGCGAGUUAGGGCAAAACUGCAGCUACAGCAUCAUAAUGUGUCUUAUUUGAAACUGUACACCUUUGAAAUGUUUCCUUGUACUUACAAAGUAUACCUUACAAAGCGCACACUCCAAAUUUUCAACCAUAUUAUUUGUAUGUGGCUGAAUCCUAUUAAAAAAAACCUGUAAGAACCCGCCCCCCUCCACUGAAUACAGAUGCAAAGUUAUUGCUUGUUCUACAGCUGCUACUACUUUAGAGGGCCCCUUCCCCCCGGCACUGGAACAAUGCAAUACAAGCUGGGGCACUAGAACAAUUGUGAUAUAGAACUUUAACUAGAAGGGGGGGGGCCUUAAGGGCUGUGAACAACACAUGGAAUUGAGGUGAAGAUAUAUAUUUUCUAAUGUUGUAAUUGGUUUUUCUUUAGGAAGAUAGUGUGCCAAUUAAAAAAAAAAUCACUGCCACCAAAUCAUGACAUGCUCUUAAUAUAGUGUCACAAAUAUGUUAAAAAUCCAAGUACUAUAUUAAUCAAUGACAGAUUACUGUUUUCAAAGGUGUAGUGCAGUGCUUAACUGAACUGAUUUGGACCAUGCAUGCUCCAGGUAUUGUGUGACUUUAAAAAAAAACAGAACAAUGUAUUAUUAGGACAUAACUAUGUUAGGUCUUAACAGUGCUGAAAAGAUUAAUGGUGGGUUUUAUAGUACUGUGGAUAAGAGAUAUUUGUUUUGCAUGUGUUUUUCUGAAUUUGUAAGGGAAGUGGACCAGCUUCUAUUAUUGUACUAAUACAACAUCAAACUGAUCUAAUCAACUCAAGAGUUCAUACUCAGUGACUGGCAUAGAUGGAAGACAUGGUAGGAAGAAACAAACCAAGACUCUUUGCUUGCUCAGGGUUCUGUUUUUCUAACAAGCGAUCAGAUGGCUUUAUUCUUACAUAUAGAUUUUCUUAAUGAGUUUUAAAAUGUGACCCACUCAUUAAGUUCGAUGGCUACUGUUCCUGAAUUUCAGUUCCAUCAGAACAGCGGCCUUCUCGAGACAUUCUGUGAAAAUCACGUGUCUUUUGUCAGCUUCUGGCAUGUUUAAUUAGUUUCAUGAUGGGCCAUAUAGCAUAACUGCUUCUUAAUGUACAUGUAGUGCUUAGAUGCAAGGAAUGUUUCAUGUUGCAUUUAAAAAAAAACAAAACAAAUCUAGCUCACUCAAAAUUGUAACAUACUAACUUUGUAAAUUUUUUUAAAGAUAGAAAUGUUCUUUAAACAGCUGUGGUUUGAUCACCUUUGUAAACAUAUAUUCUGUAAAGUGCCAUAGUUCUUUUCGGAGUAUAGCAUAUUUAAAUAUAUAUAUACACAAAUGUGUGAGAGAUGUGCAAUAACAAGUUUUUUUUAAAAAAAUAUGAUGUGCUUUAAAAAGGGGCUGCCGAGUGAAGCAUGGCUGGAAUUUUGGUUUUGGACAAAUUUAUUGCUACUUUCGAGUAAUGCUAUCGAAUCUGUAGAGGAAAUAGGAGAACACUGAUUGUAGUUUAAAGAUUUAUCUAAAAUCUCUUUUCUCGAUUUAUUUGAGAUACUCAACUCUGGGUAAUUCAGGCCCGAUUUAUUUAUAGCCUUAAUUCCAACAGUGAAGCUGCACACCUGCACCAUAAUCUAACAAACAACUAGGAGUUGAAAAGCUCAGCAGUGCUUGAUAAUGUCUCUCAAUGUGCUCUACAGACCAGUAGGCACUGCAUCAACAUUGCUAUUAGCUACAGUCUGGUCCUAGUACCAUCUUUUUGCCUAACAAACACUUAA
Molecule: messenger RNA, 5343 nt
Organism: Chelonoidis abingdonii (Abingdon island giant tortoise)
Lineage: Eukaryota; Metazoa; Chordata; Testudines; Testudinidae
Source: RefSeq, a predicted model, not a curated record